Molecule: messenger RNA, 4622 nt
Organism: Liolophura sinensis
Lineage: Eukaryota; Metazoa; Mollusca; Polyplacophora; Chitonida; Chitonidae
Exons: 12
Coding region: 240-3233 (997 amino acids)
Biological process (GO): progesterone metabolic process; hormone biosynthetic process
Molecular function (GO): iron ion binding; heme binding; steroid 17-alpha-monooxygenase activity
Source: RefSeq, a predicted model, not a curated record
UGGAACUGCCGUACAAUUCGGGAAUUUGGAAUUUAAAGUCAACUAUGUAAUCUACUACUGACAUCGAGUCUAUGAAUUGUGACCUCUUCAUGCGAUUGUCUGUGAAAACGAUUGUCUGUAAAUAACCCGUAAAGUGGGGGCGUCUAUGUCCGGGACAACAGGCACAGUGCGGUGACGCUCUAGUAUAUAGGUUUUAACUAAGCUGACCCUAGCGUGAAAACCGGUUGGAUAGGUUUGCAAUGGAGGCGAUAACAGCUGUUGGCCUGCUCUUAGUCAUUAGUCUGGUUGUUAAAUACGCGUUGGAUAGAAGAUCUAGAAAAAAUCUUCCUCCAGGACCACCACGUAAAUUUCUUAUUGAUAAUUUGCUAGAUGUUAAUCCGGACAGACUUCAUAUUAGCUUCACAGAUAUCAGCAAGAAGUACGGCGACGUCUUCAGCAUUCGUACUGGUGGUAAGACUGUCGUUGUUGUCAACACCAUCGAUGCUUUUCGAGAACUGUUUGAAGAGGGAAAAUAUGGAGAUAAACUCGACGGACGGGAAAAGACCUUCGUGGCUCAGGUCCUUGCCGAAGACAAGGGUGUGCCACUGGCUUCCAAUACACCGGGGCGCAAACAACGGAGGACAGCGAUGUUUACCGCUUGUAAAAACUUCUCCCAUCUUCACGGGAGUAAGCUAGAGGAAGAGAUUAAGCAUUUGAUCGAGCUGGUGAGAAAGAAUGGCCCGGUAUCCCUGGAUAUGGACAAGGUCGUUCAGCAGUACGUCACCAACAUUAACUUAACCAUGCUGACAGGCGAGAGGUAUUCUUAUGAAGACGCCAGAUUACUAGCCGUGAUGGAGAGAGCGAACAUUGUGCAGAGUUUUAUUCGGGCUAAGACUAACUCAGUGAUGACUAUGUUCCCAUGGUUACGUUUCCUACCCUUUAUAUUCGGUCCACUGUAUCAGCGUUACCUUUACUUGACUAAGCUGCUGAAGGAAGCAAUAUUCGAUCCCGCCAAGGACUCGUAUCACCCAGACAUUGUGAGAGGCGGACUAGAUGAACUGUUAAAAGUUCAGAAAGAGGCUCUUGGUAACGUGGCAUUGGAGCUGACUGAUGAACACCUCAGCAUGACCGCUCUAGCUGUCGCAGGAGCGGGUACGGCUGUCCCGAUAGGAAACCUGUUAUACUUUAUUGUUGUGAUUCUGAAUAAACCGGAGAUUGCCGAGAAACUGCGACAGGAGAUGGAUUCCGUGAUUGGCAGAUCCCACUCACCGAAACUGGCCGACAGAUCGAGGUUGACGUACGCAGAAGCUGUGGUGUUGGAACUACUCCGAUGGGGCAGCCCCGCGCCAAUCCUCGUACCCAGGCGUGCUGAGGAAGACAUACAGUUUCGAGAAUACACCAUACCUAAGGACGCUACGGUUAUUACGAACGCAUGGAAAAUUCUUCACGACGAAGCCUUGUGGAAGAACCCGUGGGAGUUCCAGCCGGAAAGAUUCCUAGACCCGAAUGGAGGUUUGCUGACUGACCUGCAGAGGAAUGUAAUAGCCUUUGGCGGUGGAAGAAGAAAGUGCAUAGGUGUAGAUAUGGCCUUCGAUUUAACCUUUCUCUUUGUGACGUCAAUGGUGAAGCAUUUUGACUUCGAGGCGCCUUCGGGAAAAGUACCUAAAAUGGACCCUCAUUUUCACACAGCUGAUCGCGUGGGAAUAAAACCGGAACCUUUCACUGUGAUUGCUAAAUCUAGAAGAUCAGUGACAAAGAUGGACGCGUUUAUAGCUAUCGCCCUUUUGCUACUGGUUUUACUUGUGGUCAAGUUUUUUUUGGCUGGAAAAUCUCCCCGAAACUUACCACCUGGACCUCCUGCAAAAUUUCUCAUUGGAAAUCUUCUGGAUGUGAAGUCCUCGAAAGUUCAUGAGAGUUUUACAGACAUCAGCAGGGAGUAUGGCGACGUCUUUAGUGUGCAGACCGUGGGACCAGUCGUCGUUGUUGUUAACACCAUUGAGGCCUUCAGGGAGUUGUACGAAGAGAACAGAUAUGGGGAAAAGAUCGACGGGAGGCAGAAAUCUUUCGCAACUCAGUUUAUAGGAGGUAGUAACAAAGAUGUCGCACUGGCUCAGAAUUCUGCAGGUCGUAAAAAGCGACGCGCCGCUUUGUAUACUGCGACGAAAAUCCUCAUCGAAAACUAUCCACAUAAAUUGCAAGAGGAGGUAGGGCAUCUCCUGAAGUUGAUAGGCAGCUUGGAGGGAGAGGGGCCGCAAGAUCUGCUUCGACCAAUUCACUUGUAUCUUGUAAAUAUAAUGUUAAUAAUGCUGACAGGACAGCGCUAUGAGUACGACGACCCGAGGAUGUCAAUAAUUAUCGAAAGUGCCACACUUCAAUCUAGCCUCGUGCUCCCAAAGACAGACUCCAUUCUGACCCUGUUUCCCUUUUUACGCUUCCUCCCAUUUGGAUAUGGAAAGACGAUAAAUCGUUGUAAAUCCCUGUCGAAGAAGCUGAAGGAAAUAAUAUACGAUACGAUCAAGGUAUCGUAUAAUCCAGCUUAUCUGAGAGGUGGAAUUGAUGAGAUGAUAAAAGCCCAAAAGGAAUCUUUAGGAAACAUCGCUUUACAGUUAACGGACGAUCACCUGCAUUUCUCAGCUAUGUCCACAAUAUCUGCAGGAUCGGGUGUCAUUCAAGGCACUUGUCUUUACUUCAUUGUGGUUAUCCUGAACCAACCGGAGGUUUCCGAAAAUCUCCGGAAAGAAAUGGACUCCGUUCUCGGCAAAUUUCGGUCUCCCACUCUGGCCGACAGAUCAAAGAUGAUCUACGCUGAAGCGGUUGUGCUGGAGCUGUUGCGGUGGGCAUGCCCCACGCCUCUCCUGCUGCCACGAGCGGCCGAAGAGGAGGUCCAGUUUAGAGGAUAUACUAUUCCUAAAGAUGCUACGGUGAUAACAAAUGCGUGGAAAAUUCAGCAUGAUGAUUCAUUGUGGAGAGAUCCGUGGACAUUUCGCCCGCAAAGAUUUAUCGGCCCAACAGGAUAUAUCUUGAAUGAUCUCCGAAAAAAUAUUAUCGUGUUUGGCGGUGGACGAAGAAAUUGCUUUGGUGAAGGCCUAGCCUACGAUAUGUUAUUUCUGUUCGUCACGUCACUAGUGAGGAAGUUUGACUUUGAAGUCGCGAAAGGCGAAGCACCAACUCUGGACCCUCGCUCAAGUUCUCCAAACAGCGCCGGAAUCAAGCCGGAACCAUUUAAAGUGAUUGUUAAGUCCCGAUCAAAAUAAAAGCUUUAAGCGCUUUUGGCAGAGUUAUGGGAUCAAGAAAGACUGACGUAUGCAUUUAUACAAGGUUAAUUAUGUUAUCGCUUGUUUGCUUUUCUACACGCAUUAACCUCUCGCUAACCAUGUAUUCCUUAUUGUAACAAUGAAUCAACGUCAUCUCAGUGACGUAAGAAAAUUCAGAAUCGAUCAGUUUUCACACAUGAACAACAGUCCAUAAUACCAUUAUAUAGAUCUUCAUACAGACAUUGAUAUGCAGCUCAGGUAGCAUGUGUACAGAGUAUAAUGUGUCGAGUAGCUCUUGGUAGCCCAACUGAAGUUUUCUCAGUAGAAAUCUGUUUAUUCAUCAAUAUUUCAUAUAUUACCGAUUUACAAUGUAUCUUAUCGUACUUAUCUGCAUGCAGAUUGUUAAAUUGUAUAAAAUCUGCUGACUUCAAGUGUGUAUAAAUGCUAUAGGCUGGUUCCCAGCACAUAUAUAUUAUACAUACUGUGAUAUAGUUUAGCGCCACUGCAUAAAAAGUUGUUUUUUGCGAACUUCUACACAUCAGCAAGAGGUUCAAAGGUGGUUAAAGCGCGACUAAUGUUUUCUUUUUGAUGUACUGUUUUGUCGCAAAUUGUAGUCAAAGUGCGAUAAACUUCUGACUUCACCCGGCAUAUACCGAAGUCCGACAUGCAAGUAUGCCAGUACUUUGCUCUAAGAUCGGUUGGCCAUGUUUUCAUCUCAACUCUAAAUGUUGUAACUAGCAUGACAACCUGUGCAGGUGAUGGCAUUGUGUUGUGUACUUUUAUGUAAUAAUUGUACUGUUAUAAAGGGGCCUCCGUGGCCUAGUCGGUUAGUGCGCUAGCGCAGCGUAAUGACCCAGGAGCCUCUCACCAAUGCGGUCGCUGUGAGUUCAAGUCCAGCUUAUGCUGGCUUCCUCUCCGGCCGUAAGUGGGAAGGUCUGCCAGUCGUGGGUUUCCCCCGGGCUUUGCCCGGUUUCCACCCACCAUAAUGCUGGCCGCCGUCGUAUAAGUGAAAUAUUCUUGAGUACGGCGUAAAACACCAAUCAAAUAAAUAAAUACUGUUAUAAAUGUUGGAUUCUUGCAUUUUACAUGACCGUAGAUGAGAAAUAUUUUGUUGUACAUAUUUGCUGGAAUUGCUGCCGAAUUUGUUGUGAUUGGCAUUCUGUUAUUUAUCAUACAUGUUCUUGCGUAACUAAUAUAUCUGAAUGCAUUGUAUUAAUUAGUCAGUGAAUCACCGCUGGAAGACUCUCGGUCGUUUAUGUGUCGAUCAACUUGGCUUGGCCACACAAGUUUGUGUCACUAGGUGAUUAGCCUUGGACACCACCUGGUUCUAAUCCCUGGAACAGGUUUGGAGUUCCUUUUGCUUGUGGAUUAGGAACAGCCUUUAUAACC